CUACACAAUGGGAGAUCCACAAGAUGUAAAAGGUAAGGGUCAGUAUCAUUCAUGGUCUGUACCUGAACACAGAUUGUUGCUUCGGUCACUGGUGGAUGCAAUCAAUCAUGGUUUCCGUGAUGCUAGCGGUAAAUUCAAUAAGCUAACGGUGGAGACAAGAAUACUAUCAGUUCUACGCCAACAACUUGGAUCUAAGAAAACAUACAGCCAAUAUAAAAAUAGAAUGAAGAUCUUGAGAACUAGGUACCAAACUUUGUCAGAUUUUCUUCGUUGUAAUUCUGGUUUUGGGUGGGAUUCUGAAACAAACAAAUUCACAGCAGAUGAUGAAGUUUGGAAAGUCUAUUUGAAGGCUCAUCCAGGUAAUGAUCAUCUGCGUAAUAAUUCAUUCGAAGAUUUCGAGGAGUUACGGAUGGUAUUUGAACAAAAUACGGCAACUGGGCAGAAUGCAAUGGGAUUAGGUGAUCCUGUUGAUGCACUUAACUCCCAAAUUGAAGACGGUGAGAGGCCAAAUGAUAUUGAUGGUGUCGAUAUCAUGAAUGAUGGAGAAAGAAUAGUACACCGAGAAGCAUAUGAACAUGGAGCUUCUUCUUCAGCAGAAAAAAACUUAGGAGAGAAACUUCCACUCAGGAAGAAAGCUAGAACUGAUUCUCAUUUAGACAAGGCUUUGGAAGAGGUGACAGAGAUCAGUAGCCAGAUCUUUGGCAUGAUACAAAAACGAUGGGAAAAGGAAGCUGAAGAAAAAGUAGCCGAGGAAAAAGCUAACAAUGUAUGGGAUGCUAUCAAACAAAUUCCUGAUAUGGAAGAUGAUUUACGUUAUGAGGCAAUGACUCUUGUUCACAGUUUAGGGAUGAAAUCUGGCUUUAUCAAGAUGUCUAUAGCGGAUCGGUGUGGUUGGAUUAAACAAAAUCUUCGUAAACCAUGAAGAUGGAUGCAUUAACGAAGAUCAGAGUGUUGAGAUGGUUGGAGCUUUUUAAAUUUCUUUAAGUAUGAGCUUUUAUUUAUAAUAAUUUGUUAU
Raphanus sativus (radish) is the source of this 1015-nucleotide messenger RNA. RefSeq lists its product as uncharacterized. The transcript is spliced from 2 exons. Bases 8 to 922 code for a protein of 304 amino acids. Lineage: Eukaryota; Viridiplantae; Streptophyta; Magnoliopsida; Brassicales; Brassicaceae. The record is from RefSeq and is a predicted model, not a curated record.